CCUCUAAGACCUGAUCAACUGACUGGUUGAUGUACUUCUGUGGCUUUCAGGCUUUCUCCAUUUAUCUUGCAAGGCUUCCGGUGCAAUGCAGCAAGUAAACUGAUGCCUGGGCAGCUCUCCUCCCUGGUCCGAGAAGUGAAAAUUAAAAAGGCCAAUUUGAGUGAAGAACAGCUCUCCUGCAUGGCAAGACUUCUCAUCAAAAGCAACCUGACAACAAACACCAGCAGCUACCCAGCAGAUGUUCUGCUUUUUUUCCCCUUCAGCAAAAUAGAUCAUCAAAGCUGUGAAAUGUUUUACGCUUUGGCUUCUGAAGGGAACCUAAGUUUACUGGCCAGUGGAUCAUUCCAGCGGACCAGACUCUUGGAGGAUGCGUUGUGUUGCUUUGGAGUAAAAAAUGCCUCACUCAGCAAAGAGCAGCUCCAAAAGCUAGGAGGCUUUGUGUGUGACAUGGAGCCAGCCACCUUCACAGACUCUGACCCGACAAUCCUGGAGAAUUUGAAGCAGUGUCCAGACCUCACAGCUGCUCAGAGAAAAGCCCUCAAUGUGCUCCUGGGCAGUGGGAACACCUUAUACAGAGCUCCUGCCUCCUGGGAUGAAGCAACCCUUGAAAACCUCGGGCCCCUGGCCUUCUACCUAAACCACACCACCUGGAAUUCCAUUAACAAGGAAGAAAGAACAAUCUUCCUCAAAAUAGUGAUGGAUGGGUACCAUAGCCAAAGUGCUUCUCCAAAGGCAAAAAGAACCCUUUUCUUAAACUCGGUCAGAUCGAAACCUGCUUCCUCUCCUAGAACUAAACGGGCAACUGAAAGUUGCCUGUCUGCUCCCAUCACCAGCAGCGUGCUAGAAGAUCCGCUUUUCAUAAUCCAAUACGACAGUGCCCAGCAGUUUGACGCAUGUCUGAGUGGCGAGGUUGUGAAAGCCAGCCUGGGUCCUGUGCUCGAGCAGCCCCUCCCAAAUGACUAUUUGGCUGUGGUUAAAAAGAAGUUAGACAAGAUCUACCCCGAUGGGAUUCCAGAAGAUCAGUUGAGACUGCUCAGCUUCCUCUCACGUCAGUACAGCAUAGACGAGAUUGGCAGUUGGAACAUAACUUCCAGUGACACCCUUGCUGCUCUUCUGAAUCAAAAAGAUGGUGCAUGGGAGAUGCCACAGCUCAGGCAACUGGUUGUGAGAUAUAUGGAACUGGGAGGCACACUCACUGGUCCCUUACUUGACAUGCUGGGAGGCAAAUAUCUGUGUUUUCUGGAUGAAGAUCAGCUGCGGGAAAUCAACCCAACAUCCAUUAGGUAG
Molecule: messenger RNA, 1287 nt
Organism: Candoia aspera
Lineage: Eukaryota; Metazoa; Chordata; Lepidosauria; Squamata; Candoiidae
Product: mesothelin-like protein
Exons: 9
Coding region: 103-1287 (394 amino acids)
Biological process (GO): cell-matrix adhesion
Cellular component (GO): cell surface
Source: RefSeq, a predicted model, not a curated record